This is a messenger RNA of Fundulus heteroclitus (mummichog), 3307 nucleotides long. It is a transcript of the gene gnsb, whose product is annotated as glucosamine (N-acetyl)-6-sulfatase (Sanfilippo disease IIID), b. The coding region runs from base 154 to 1734 and encodes 526 amino acids. The transcript is spliced from 13 exons. Gene Ontology annotation, molecular function: N-acetylglucosamine-6-sulfatase activity; glycosaminoglycan binding. Gene Ontology annotation, biological process: glycosaminoglycan metabolic process. Lineage: Eukaryota; Metazoa; Chordata; Actinopteri; Cyprinodontiformes; Fundulidae. The record is from RefSeq and is a predicted model, not a curated record.
UAUGACAGCUGACUCUUCACUCCACUUCCUCAAUCUGUAGACUCCAGGCACCGCACGCUGCUCCUCGCUCCCGGAGCAGGAAUCCAGACGGGCCUUCAGACGAACGGCAGCGCCGGGCUGGGCGUGUGUGAGAGCUGCACCGCAGAGGCCCCCAUGGCGGCUCCGUGUCCGGCGGGCGUGAGCGGAGGUAGAGGCGGCGGAGCGGCGGCACUCCGGCGGAGAGCCCCCCCGCUGCCGCCGCUGCUGCUGCUGCUGGCGGCGCUGCUCACCUGCUGCGUCAGGUAUGCGGAGAGCGUGAAACCGAGCAACGUCGUCGUGGUGCUGGUGGACGACCAGGACGUAGCGCUGGGGGGGAUGACGCCUAUGAAGAAAACGAAAGAACUAAUAGGAGAAGCAGGAGCAACGUUUGUGAACGCUUUCACGGUCACGCCGCUGUGCUGUCCGAGCAGAAGUAGCAUUUUGACGGGCCGUUACCCCCACAACCACGAGGUGAGGAACAACUCCUUGUCUGGCAACUGCUCCAGCGUCCAGUGGCAGCAGGGACCCGAAGCCUUGGCUUUCCCCGUCUACCUCAGCAAACAGAAAUACCAGACGUUCUUCGGCGGGAAGUAUCUCAACCAGUAUGGCAGAAAAGAUGCAGGAGACGUCAGCCACGUUCCUCCUGGCUGGGAUCAGUGGAAUGCGUUGGUGGGAAACUCCCAGUACUACAACUACACGCUGUCCGUCAACGGCAAAGCAGAACAGCACGGCGACAGCUAUGAGAAGGACUACCUGACGGACCUCAUCCUGAACCGUUCGCUUAGCUUCCUGGAUGACAGAAGCCCCCAGCAUCCCUUUUUCAUCAUGCUGGCGCCGCCAGCUCCUCACUCCCCGUGGACGGCAGCGCCUCAGUACCAAAAAGAGUUCAGCAACGUGCAAGCCCCCCGAGACGGCAGCUUCGACAAACCAGGGAAGGAUAAACACUGGCUGCUGCGUCAGCCUGUCAACCCCAUGCCAAACAGCUCCAUUACCUUCUUGGAUAAUGCAUACAGGAAAAGGUGGCAGGCGCUCCUGUCUGUGGACGACAUGGUGGAGAAGCUGGUGAAGAAACUGGACAGUAUAAAGGAGCUGAACAACACCUACAUCUUCUACACCUCAGACAACGGCUACCACACAGGUCAGUUCUCUCUGCCCAUUGAUAAGAGGCAACUGUAUGAGUUUGACAUCAGGAUUCCGCUCCUAGUCCGUGGACCUGGCAUCAAACCAAACCAGACGAUAAAGGCUCCAGUGCUGAAUAUCGACCUGGCUCCCACCUUCCUUGACAUUUCUGGUGUCAACCUGUCGACUGCCAACAUGGAUGGACAGUCUUUCCUCGCUCAGAUGGCUCCAUCUCUGCGGAAUGGCACAGUGCGGCCAUUUUUCCUUGUUGAAUACACAGGAGAGGGAAAUCCAACCAAGGACCCCACCUGUCCUAAACUUGGCCCUGGAGUGUCUCAAUGUUUCCCAGACUGUGUAUGUGAAGAUGCCUUCAACAACACAUACGCCUGUGUGAGGACGCUUGACGGCAAACAGGACCUGCAGUACUGCGAGUUUGCAGACAGCGAGUCUUUCGUAGAAGUCUACAACCUGACGUCAGACCCUCACCAGCUGGAGAACAUCGUGAAGAAGGUGGAUCCGGCAAUCCUGCAGGCCAUGAACCAGCGGCUCAUAAAACUGCAGUCCUGUGUCGGAGACAGCUGUCGUAACAUCAAGUAAAGAGGAGGACAACAAGGUUCCUGCCAUCCCCAAAGGACAGGGCCAUGCUCUGCGAUACAUUCAGACACGUAGACAGACGUUUUGAUUGGUUUUCAGAGAUCAGUCCUGGUUAAAUUCAGUGCAGCUGCACCAGUUUCGGUCUCCUGUCAUUGUACGUAAUAGUUACACUUAAUUUAGGAUGUUGUUGUUUCUCAGUGUUUAGAAAAGAAAACUCCUUAUUUUUUAGAUUCAUACUCAUACAGUGAGGUAGCCAGUAGGUUUGGUGCAUUCUAUUUUUACUUGAAAGUCAGAAUUCUGAGUUCAAGUAGGAAAACUCUACCGGUAAGAUCCCUUGAAGCCAGUUUUCCUUCUUAGAAAGUGGGAGGCUCCUAAGGGAACCCAGCAUGUCUGCCACGCAUUAACACACAGGUUAUGCAGUAUUAAAUGAUCUCUGUGCACUUCAGAUUGUGUCAAGAUAAAACCAGUGACACCGCGCUGUCUAAUUUUCAUUUGAGAACAUGACUAAUGGAUCUGAGUGCAUAAGAUGCAAAUAAAUACAUUGCUGUUAGGGUACCUUGCUAGUGGUAGUUGGUCGGAUCACUUUGCAAAGUAACUGGCUAUUUCUGCUGGAUUUCAGGCUUACGGCUGUAACACUGGGGAGGUUUGGUUGAUGUCCUUCCCACAUCAGACAUCUGACCUUUAAGGCAAAUGAAAUCAGCAAGCAGUUGGUAGGUUUUACUUUCAGCGACUCAACAAAUGUUUUGAUCAGGACUAUUUCUUUUUGGACGAAUCAGAAUGUCUGCUACCUUUUCGGAGCAGGGCCUGUUCAUGUUGUUGUUUUGGUCUUUUAAUGCACACUUUUUUAUCCAUGCUGCAACAUUUUGUAUCAUAAACUGCACUAUAAUGUUAAACCCUCUGAAUGCUCUUUGAUCACACCUGAGACAGAAACACCAGAAGCUGUCAGACGCUUCUCAUGGUGAUGCUAAACCAAAGGCUUGUUGGUACUGUCGCAGUUCUGGCCAUCUCUUUACUGAAUCUGAAUGAAACUUUAAGGGAUUGUUUGAUUUCUUGGGUUUGACGAGAUUUCUCCCACCCUUUGCACGAAGCAACCACCAGCAGAUGGUUGGCAUAGCGCACAAACACUUCAGUUUUCACGUUUAAACUCUAAGCCAGAUUUUCUAGAUCUACAACCUGUGCAGAGUACUGCUCUGUCUUCACUGAGGCCUUUAUGUCUACCGUUUAUGCUCUGCAGCACUUUGAGGAAAAGAACAGAACAGUUUGUUCUGAGUGGAUCUCAUGUGCCUUGGGAUGUGAAAAUUUAACUUUUUAUAUUAAAGUUUAAUGUCAGAUUUUUUUUGAUUACAUGCAAUGUUUUGUAAAAGCCCUUGGAGGUGAGGGAAGUGCCCAUGUGCUCUUGAAUGUCUUUGAUUAUAAAUAACUGGAAAGGGAAUUUUUGUACCCACUGAUAAAUGCUUCAAUCUAGUGUGCCUUUAGUUUUUGCACAGACUGGAUGCAAAAACCUGGGUGCCUUUAAAUGUGAAUGGAUUUGCACUGUGAUGAUUUGUGAUUUAAAAUAAAGAACAUUUUACCAUGA